UGAGGAAAUCAUGGCGGCGCGCUUUAUCUUUGGAGUUCCCCGUAGCUGGAGGAGCUUGUGGGGAUCCUCGCUACGGGAUCCCGCCGCCCCUUGUAGCUUCUCUUUUCGGGGGUACGCUAAGAGGCCGGUCAUGAAGGGAGGCAAAGGCAAAGCUUUACCUGCAGAGGCCCUGAAGGACCCAGAGGUGUGCAAGGACCCAGUCAUGCUUACCACCCAUGCCAUGGGAGUCAACAUCUACAAGCAGGGCUCUGAAGUGGUCCUGAAGCCUGACUCAGAGUAUCCUGACUGGCUCUUUGAGAUGAACCUGGGGCCGCCCAAGACCCUGGAGGAGCUGGACCCUGAAAGCCGGGAGUACUGGCGGCUGCUGCGGAAGCAGAAUAUCUGGAGGCAGAACAAGUUACACAAGAACAAGAAGCUGUGAUGGAGGACAGCGAAGGCAGUGGCGUCCCUGUGCCCCGGAUGUGUUGCGAUGGGACAUCCCCUGGGGACUCUCCCCACCUCCACCCCCCCACUAACCAGGGCCUCCUCCUGGGACAGGACUUUGGGCAGCAGGGGUGGGGGCCACAGAGAAAAGGGUUUUCGCCCAAGAACAUUGUGUUUUGUUGGGGAAAAAAAGCAAGAAUUGGAAGAGAUAGCUCCUUCCCUUCUAUUCUUGGACCAUGAUUCUUCAAGCCCACCUCUCAUCUUACCUUCUGAGGCUCCCAGCAGCCCUUUGUGCUGGGAGGCUGGCUGGGAGGACCUGGGCCCAAGGCAGGUGAAUAAAGCCCUCCCAGGAUGACU
Trichosurus vulpecula (common brushtail) is the source of this 780-nucleotide messenger RNA. RefSeq names its product mitochondrial ribosomal protein L54 (gene MRPL54). Gene Ontology annotation, molecular function: structural constituent of ribosome. Gene Ontology annotation, cellular component: mitochondrial large ribosomal subunit. Bases 11 to 421 code for a protein of 136 amino acids. Lineage: Eukaryota; Metazoa; Chordata; Mammalia; Diprotodontia; Phalangeridae. The record is from RefSeq and is a predicted model, not a curated record. The transcript has 3 exons.